AUGAACUGGAUUAAGGAAGGAAAAGUGACGCUCACAAACACAGAGAUUUUUGAGUCUCCUGGAAAGGGCAAAGGGCUCAGAUUCACCAAAGACAAUGUCUCCGGUAUUGUUCUGAGAGUCCCCAAUGAUCUGCUCAUUAACGCCGAACAUGUAUCCGCCUGGACCGAGGAGAACAAAUACCUCACCGGAGAGCAUUUGGAGUUUAUGAAAGCGUCAUUGGAAUGGCUAAAAUCUGAGAAAGAUGUCAUUGUGCUGUUCAUGGCCCUGCUGGCUUCUCAGAGCUCAUCUGGUAUGAGCGAUUAUGUGUCUUCUCUGCCCAAAAGUACGGAGAUGGACCAGCCCUGGUCUUGGCCCGAGACUGAGAUCUUUGAUAGUCUCAAGGGAACCUCUCUCCUCAUGGCGUGUGUUCACAAGAAAAUGCAUGUGCAGGCAAAAUAUUUGGCAAUUGUCGGCAAGAAAGGAGGAGAGAAACUAGUUUCAGAGCAACAGUUCUAUUUAUCCGAGCAAUGGGUUGUGUCUCGAAGCCUGGAAAUUCCUGAGUCUCCUGGAUCUGAAACGCUGGCUCUGACCAUGGUCCCUGUUCUUGAUUACGUCAACCACUCACCCAAGGCAAAUUGCCGAUUUGAAGUAGACAGUGGAGAGGUGGUUUUAAUUGUCAAUGAAGAUGUGCUAAUUAAGGCUGGCGAUGAGGUCUUUAUCAACUACGGACCUGAUAAGAGUGCCGCAGAGUUCCUUUUCUGCUAUGGCUUCAUUGAUGCUGCUCACGGGGUCACCAAGAGCAUUACCCUUGAGACUCCUCUCAUGCUGUCUAUGGAUGAGAUUGAUCCCGAGUAUCUCAUCAAGAACCCCGACUGCGACGCCGAGCUCAAGAGCAUGAUUCUCAAGUUCCAUAGCUACGGAGCUCGAUCUAGACUCAUCAAACUGGAGGCUCUGAAUGACGGCGAAGACAUCAUUGCCAAGGUCGACUGUGACUGGUUGUGGAUGCUUACCCUGCCCGUGGAAGAUCUCAAGAUCGACGAGACUACUGCAGCUGCUGAGUUCAAGGGAAAACCUCUCGUUCGAACCAAGACUGUUCGCGCACAGCUCAAACAGAUUCUGGGAGAUGAUCUUAACGAAUACAUCACCCAGACCAGCAGCAUGAAAGAGGACAUCGGAGACUACGUCGGCCAUCUGGUGAGAGAGGUGUUUAUUCCCCAGCUCGAUGUUGAGGCUAAAAGCAGUCACCCCAUGGCCGAACGUCUCAGACAGAUGGAAAAGUCCUUCCUCCAGUCUAUUGAUGACAUUGAGGUUUAG
This is a messenger RNA of Yarrowia lipolytica CLIB122, 1293 nucleotides long. RefSeq lists its product as uncharacterized. NCBI's taxonomy places the organism in Eukaryota, Fungi, Ascomycota, Dipodascomycetes, Dipodascales. The record is from RefSeq and is a predicted model, not a curated record. Gene Ontology annotation, molecular function: protein-lysine N-methyltransferase activity; protein binding. Gene Ontology annotation, biological process: peptidyl-lysine monomethylation.